GGAAGACGGAAGCCAUACUCUGCUUUUUCACUCGAGCAGCAGGUACAUGCUCAGCCAUAGGUUAAAUCAAGUACGUCAUUAGAAGUAGCAGUAAGAAUCCUUCCUUUGUUGAUCCACUGAGAAGAAAUGUCAGGGAGAAGGAGGUUGUGGAACCCAGUGUUUUAUUUCAGCUCUGUGUUCUCCGUAUGGCUAGGCAAGAGUCCAAGAAAUGAGAGGUCUGCUGUCUGUUUUCAAAAUACAAGAAAGGAGGGGGAGAAGGAAGAGAUAAAAGGAGGCAGUGCAGUGGAGUUGGGGAAGGAGAGCCUGUGUCACUUCGCUUUGUUGAAGUCUCAAAAUCUCGUUCAGUUUUGCACCUGACCAUUGCAUUUUGUGAUUUUAAGAGCGAACGCCCUUCUCCUCCACCACUACACGGACUGAGGUGUGCCUUGUUCAGCGUUGGAACUGAAGCGCUAUGGAGCAGUACACAGCCAACAGUAACAGUUCCACAGAGCAGAUCGUCGUGCAAGCUGGACAGAUUCAGCAGCAGCAGCAGGGUGGUGUCACUGCUGUCCAGCUGCAGACUGAGGCUCAGGUGGCAUCCGCCUCAGGCCAGCAAGUCCAGACCCUCCAGGUAGUCCAGGGUCAACCGUUAAUGGUGCAAGUAAGCGGAGGCCAGCUGAUCACAUCAACUGGCCAGCCGAUCAUGGUGCAGGCGGUGCCUGGGGGUCAGGGCCAGACCAUAAUGCAAGUCCCGGUUUCCGGAACGCAGGGACUGCAGCAGAUUCAGUUGGUCCAGCCAGGUCAGAUUCAGAUUCAAGGUGGGCAGGCUGUGCAGGUACAGGGGCAGCAGGGCCAGACCCAGCAGAUCAUUAUACAGCAGCCACAGACUGCAGUUACUGCUGGCCAGACACAGACGCAGCAACAAAUAGCAGUUCAAGGCCAGCAGGUAGCACAAACGGCUGAAGGCCAGACCAUAGUCUAUCAGCCAGUUAAUGCUGAUGGAACCAUUCUCCAACAAGGCAUGAUCACCAUUCCAGCGGCCAGUUUGGCUGGAGCACAAAUUGUCCAAGCGGGAGCCAACACCAAUACCACCAGUAGCGGACAAGGGACUGUUACAGUGACGCUGCCAGUUGCUGGAAAUGUCGUCAACUCAGGGGGAAUGGUUAUGAUGGUACCUGGAGCUGGAUCAGUACCAGCUAUCCAGCGAAUACCUUUGCCUGGAGCAGAGAUGCUUGAAGAAGAGCCCCUGUACGUAAAUGCCAAACAGUAUCACCGGAUCCUUAAGAGGAGGCAGGCACGUGCGAAGCUUGAAGCAGAGGGAAAAAUUCCCAAAGAAAGAAGGAAAUACUUGCAUGAAUCUCGGCAUCGUCACGCCAUGGCCAGGAAGCGAGGAGAAGGUGGACGGUUCUUCUCACCAAAGGAAAAAGACAGCCCUCAUAUGCAGGAUCCAUCUCAGGCCAACGAAGAAGCAAUGACACAGAUGAUCAGAGUCUCCUAAUCACUGCUUAAAGAAAAACGUAACUGAAUUCCUGUCCCUUCUGCAAGUCUGUCCUACCUUACCAGUGUAUCAAGCAAGUCUUUCAAUGGGACAAUCGCCAUAUCACAGCCUAUCCUUUUCUACAGAGCAAACACCACGUUUUCAGUGUGUGGUCAAGAUUUUAACUGCAGUUGACUCAACAAAUAGAAACUUAAUGACUUUCUUGGUAUACUCUUCUGAUUCAGCGCAGGGAUUUCCAAGUCUGACUGCUCAUGCCUUUUCUUCUUUACAACAUCUCUUGCAUUAAGAUUGGCCAUGGUGAGAGUGUGCCACUGACUGACCAGCAAUAACUGGCAUGCUGAAGCAGGGCCAGCAAAGACCUCGUGGAGUUACGGCCCUUCUGUACAGAGACAGAAUCCAAUUUAUAGCAACCAGCACUGAUGUGACUACACCACAGUACUUUGCUUUCCCAGUAGAGACUUGUUAUUUACAUCCACUUCUUACACCUUUGGACCUAACUGUCAACUGAACUGUUCACUGCUGUUGCAUUUGCACUUGUGAGACUGACAGAAACUGAAGGGGGUUCUCUUAAGCUCUACUCUGUAAAAUAUGUAAACAGCAAGCUCUGCUCUGGGAAAAGUUCAGCCAUCAAGUCAAAAUAAUAGAAAUAGUUCGAGGUUAUUACAGGACUUGAUUUAUUGUGUAUCUGGCCCAAGAAGCAAGGGGAGAGGUUUGUUGAUGUGAGGAUAAGGAUUUAAUUAGUAAAAGCAAUUUACUGGUGUUUUUUGGUAUGUUUAUUGCUAGCAGUUGGUGCUUUGGAAGAAGAGUGGAUGGUAGUAUAAAAGGAUUAAAACUUCCACGUGAAUAUCUUCCAAAGGACUACUUUUUUUAAUCUUUCUUCUAACCUGCCAGUCCAGUGCAUGGUUUCUCCAAAAGAAAUAAAAUCUGCAGUCUCAGUGAUAGCACUUGACCAUCUUUUUGACAGUGUUUCUUGAUGUCUGUUCUAAAUCAGUUCUAAAAAUUCUCUCCUAUGCAGAGUGAGGGUUUGUUUCAUGACAGCAGAAUCUCAGGACAACUCAGCUCAUCCUGAUGUAACUGAAGGACUGUUAAACAAAUGAAGGCAGAUAUUGAUGAACCUUUCAGGCUUUUUACAGACUAUCCUCUUAAAUAAAAAUUUAAAAAGUGGCACUUAAGGAAGGAGGAGUACUUGUGUUUUUAAAAAAAGGGAUUUUCUAACCAUAUUAUCUCCCUGUUACAUUUUUCUCAUUUACUGAAAGCUUAUGGCUAGAAGCAAAACGGUGGAGAAAUCAGCAAGUGCUAAAAGGCUGGGAGGAUACAAAAAGACACAGCUUUGACCAUUCUAUUAAGAUAAAAGAGAAAUACACUAAACCUACAAGGAUGAAAAGAUGGGAAGAAAAAUAAGAGGAAGGAAGGAACAGAAAUGUGGAGAAAUGUUAGAUGCUACACUGCCAGCAGGCAAUCUGGGAGGCAGAGUAUGCCUGCUUAGAUACUAAGGAAGACAGUGUUUUGAUCAGCCACCUGUAAAGUACGUAGUGAAAGUACAGAGAAGAAAAGCAGAUUUGGUAUUUACAGUUAGCUGGAUUUUUUUAAAUGAAGUUCAUUCUCUUCUGAACUUGUAGCUCGGUGUUCUUAUCCUUACUACAUCUGACGCAGUGAACUGAAACUGAGAAAUUCUUCUGUGCAGGGACAUCUGCAGCUACAGGAGGAGGUGGAAGCCUAGUUCCAAAUCUUUUGUUUUGAAUUUUGUCUUAAAUUAUAUUAGUAAUCCAACACUCUUCUCACAAAUUUUACAUGAGGGCUUUUUCUAACUAUUCAGAAAGCAUUGAUGGCAUCUUUGGUGCCUUUGGUUGCUUCCGCCUUAAAAUACUUGGCCAGUUGGUGCUUGUUUUCUUCAGUUGGCAACUACAAAAUCUGCACCUGGCAUUUCUUGUGAGGUCACCCAUUUCAGGUCUUUCAGUGAAGGAAUGACAACUUCUGCUUUAGUUGAAUUUGCAGCAUUAUUGUAAAUACUUUUUUAGAGCAUCUGUACAUUCUGUCAGUAGAAUAUUCAUGUGCUGAAGUAAGACAGCCUCUCCGUAACAUUUCUGCUCUUCAACUGAGAGCUGAUCUCUGUCCUGGAGAGCCCCCUCAGACAGCUGGGAGUUAGAGAAGCAGAGAUUAUUGCUCUGACAUAUUAAUUCUUUCUCUCCCUCCCUUUCUUUUUUUUUUUUCUCUUUUGUGAGUAAUUAUGUCUUUUCUUAAAGAAGUUCUAAACUUCUUCAGAACAGCUAGAACUUUUUUUCCCAGUAAGCCCUUCGUAUAUAGGUUCUCUGAUCUGUUGUUGUAGAAAGUGUAUUAAGGCCUACGGAUUUGUGUUAUUUAGGAAGUCUUACUGUUAAUGCUUUAAAUAGCGAUCUGAAAGCCUGAAUGCUACUGUCAGGUUUUUCAUUUGCUUUAGGUUAUGUGUGUUCACUUCUAAAAGUAGUGUUUGCUUGGCGAGAUUGGAGGUAUCAGUCAAUGUGAUUGACCCAUGCUACCAGAAGUCUGCUUUCUUUUCCUGGGUAAACUUGUUAAAUUGGAGACAUCACCAAGUUCAAACCUCUCUAGUAAUUAAAUGAGAAUUCUCUGUGGAUUGGCUACACUUGAGCAAAAUCUCCACUUUGGGAGUGCAUAAAGGAUGAGGAUAAAAGAACAGGCUUGGGGAGAAUGUGAAAUGUGGUUGAUUGACCAAGGAACACUGGAGCGGUGAACCUAUCAAAAAUGAAAAAAAACACUUGUACACGAGUUCAAAGAAUGAGAUGUAGAAAAUGGUCCUCGAGUAAUGCUAAGCUAAACGGCUUCAAGGCUUUGCAUGUUAAAAAGAGGGGAGGGUGGAAAAAAUGUUCAUGUGAAUGGGUGGGGGGGGUUACUGAGAUUUGCGUAACGUAAGGCAAAGUUUGUAUAUAGUUAAAAGUUUAUAAUUUUUUUUUAUAUAAUGCAUUUUUUCAAGUGUAUUUUGGUCUUUAAUAGAUGCAAUUGUAAGUACUGUGUACACUAUCCAGCUAAUAAAAAUUUAUAAAGCAAGAA
This is a messenger RNA of Cygnus atratus (black swan), 4522 nucleotides long. RefSeq names its product nuclear transcription factor Y subunit alpha (gene NFYA). NCBI's taxonomy places the organism in Eukaryota, Metazoa, Chordata, Aves, Anseriformes, Anatidae. The record is from RefSeq and is a predicted model, not a curated record. Bases 452 to 1477 code for a protein of 341 amino acids. Gene Ontology annotation, molecular function: RNA polymerase II cis-regulatory region sequence-specific DNA binding; DNA-binding transcription factor activity, RNA polymerase II-specific. Gene Ontology annotation, biological process: regulation of transcription by RNA polymerase II. The transcript is spliced from 10 exons. Gene Ontology annotation, cellular component: CCAAT-binding factor complex.